Messenger RNA from Nematocida homosporus, 591 nucleotides. RefSeq names its product Ras-like protein gene family, member A. Gene Ontology annotation, biological process: small GTPase-mediated signal transduction. The record is from RefSeq and is a predicted model, not a curated record. Bases 1 to 591 code for a protein of 196 amino acids. The transcript has a single exon. Gene Ontology annotation, molecular function: GTP binding; GTPase activity. NCBI's taxonomy places the organism in Eukaryota, Fungi, Microsporidia.
AUGGCCGAGAAGAAAGAGAUGCACAGAGCUAAAGUCGUGGUAAUUGGCGAUGGUGCCUGUGGGAAGACUUGUUUCCUCGAAGUUUACAAAUCGGGUGUUUUCCCGGAAGACUAUGUACCCACUAUUGUUGAUAACUUUGUUAUGCGCGAAACAGUCAACAACCAUGAAGUAGUUCUGACACUUUGGGAUACUUCAGGUCAAGAUGAAUACGAUGCUUUACGCCCACUUUCCUACAGUAACGCUAAUCUUAUCAUUAUCUGCUAUUCCAUUGAAAGAAGAGAAAUGCUGGAGAAUAUUGAAGAGAAGUGGCUGACUGAAAUUCAAAAUCUUUGUAAGAAUGUGCCCUACUUCCUAGUCGGUCUGAAAGAAGACAUCAGAGAAGCCGCUUCACCCGCCCAAGCUGCCUCCUACGUAUCUACCGAAGAAGGAGCCGCCCUAGCCCAGAAAAUCGGAGCGAAACACUUUGUGGAAUGUUCAGCUUUAACCCGAAAAAACAUCAAGGAAACUUUCGCCGAAAUCGCCCAAUAUGUGGUGAAACACAAAGCCGAAACGAAGUCCGGGGGUGGUUUUAAGCUGUUCUGGUGCUGUUAA